GCUGAUGAAAUGCAAUUAGUAAAUAUCUACUGAUCGUACAAUGUCCCAGGAAAGCAACCUCAAGCCGCAUCCAGCACCUGCUUGGCUCACUCCAAAGUAUGUGGAAGAAAAGCUGUGUAUCUAUUUCAAGGAUGACUCCCUCAGCCUAAAAAAUCUGCACAUCAAGCCGGCAAUUGGCAAUGGGGAGAACUACUCCAGUGUGAUGACUCGCAUCAAUGUAGAGUACACCGCUCAUGGUUCGAAGGAUAAGCUAUCCACUACGUUUCUGGUGAAGACCACAUUUGCCGACAAAGAUCCUGCUGCUUGCGUGCUCAUGAGCUAUGGCGUUUACACCAGGGAGAUGGACAUGUACGAGCGGAUCCUCCCAAGGCUGUCCGAUCUGGUAAGGAAUGAACUGGGCGACAAUCGGAAGUUAUUUGCGGGCACAGUGAAUGUGGAUCGUGCAAGGGACUCAAUUAUCUUCGAGGAUCUUUCGCUGGAGAAGUAUAAAGUGGCCUGUAGGCUGAACAAAUUGGACCUGGAGCACACUUACCUGGUUCUAGAGAAACUGGCCAGUUUCCAUGCCGCAGGAGCAGCUCUGGCUGAACGUCAGCCAAAGAUCUUUGCAGAUAACUAUGAUCUUGGAUUCUAUAACAAACACACCCGCGGGUAUGAGCCCAUAAUGAGGAACUUGCUGCAGGCCCUGUCCCGUUCUCUGGAAUUGGAUCAAGAUCUUAAAAAGCGUUAUCAAUGGAAGAUCGAUCGUUUGGUUGAUCGGGUAAUGGAUUAUGGUGAGCAAUCGACAACAAUCAAUCCUGAAGAUUUUGUGACUCUGGUUCAUGGAGAUUUGUGGACCACCAACAUCAUGUUCCAGUACGAUGCAGAAGGUCGUCCCUCGAAUGCCAUCUUCAUUGACUUCCAGUUCACCGUGUGGAACUCUCCGGCCAUCGAUCUGCACUACUUUUUUUUGACCUCAUUACAAGAGAACCUCCGUUUGGAAAAGCAACCUGAAUUUGUGCAGUUUUACUUCUAUAAGUUGGUGGAUGCCCUCAAGAAGAUCAAGUAUUCUGGCAGGAUUCCCAGUUUAUUUGAGUUUCAACAGCAAUUUCGAUCUAAGGCUUUUUAUGCUGCCUUUGCUUCGCUUAUUUUCGAGCCACCGAUGGUAUACAACGGCAAGGAGGAGGCGUCCAUGCAGCAGAUCCUGUCCUUAUCCGCCAAGGGAAUGCGAUUCAAGAACGAUCUCUACCAGUCAGAGGAAAUGAGAAGAAAGUUGCAUUACACGCUGCCAUUUCUUGAUCAUUUGGGAUUAUUAGAUGAGAUGUAGAUAAAACAAAGAAGAUAAAAUACAAAUUAAUUAAUUUG
Messenger RNA from Drosophila serrata, 1341 nucleotides. RefSeq lists its product as uncharacterized. The record is from RefSeq and is a predicted model, not a curated record. NCBI's taxonomy places the organism in Eukaryota, Metazoa, Arthropoda, Insecta, Diptera, Drosophilidae.